UAAAUAGCGGUGACCAACUCCAAAAAUCAAAUAAGGGGGGAAACCCAAACACCAAACACACACAAAGCUCAGAACUAAAAAUGGAAAGCACUCCGCCUCCCACCGAGCCCAGGAAGCGCGGCAGGCCGAAGGGAUCCACCAAGGCCAAGGCCGAGAAGGACAAAGACACCGCCUCCGCCGGCACUACUCCCUCUCGAAUGAGAGGCUCUGCCGGUGACAAGAGGAACACCGCCGUUGACGAGGGUUACGCCCACUGGAAGCAGCUCGUCCCCGUGCUUUAUGACUGGCUCGCCUCUCACAAUCUUGUCUGGCCCUCUCUCUCCUGCCGCUGGGGUCCUGUUCUUGAGCGAGGAACUUACAAGACCAAACAACGCCUUUACCUGUCUGAACAGACCGACCAUACACAGCCGAACACCUUGAUCAUAGCAAAUUGUGAGGUUGUCAGGCCACGUGUUGCUGCAGAAAGUCAUAUAGCCAAUUUCAAUGAAGAUGCACGCUCGCCAUAUGUAAAGAAGUACAAAACUAUAUUACAUCCAGGAGAGGUGAACAGAAUCAGGGAGCUGCCCCAGAACAAAAAUAUAAUAGCUACACACACUGAUUGUCCUGAAGUUCUCAUUUGGGAUGUUGAGGCGCAACCUAAUCGGCAUGCUGUUCUUGGGGCUGCAGAUUCUCGUCCAGAUCUGGUCUUAUCUGGACACCAAGACAAUGCAGAAUUUGCUCUUGCAAUGUGCCCAGCCGAACCCUUUGUGCUCUCUGGAGGGAAGGAUAAAUCUGUUGUGCUGUGGAGUAUCCAGGAUCAUGUUUCGACACUUGCCAGCGAUGGAACUCAGUCUGCUGAAUCUGCUAGUUCAAUUGUAAAGGCUGCUGAUAAUUCUACAGUUGGCCCACGUGGAAUCUUCCAAGGACACACUGAUACAGUUGAGGAUGUCCAGUUUUGUCCAUCAAGCUCUCAGCAAUUUUGUAGUGUUGGAGAUGAUUCUUGUUUGAUACUUUGGGACGCAAGGAUUGGAAGCGAUCCGGUCGUUAAGGUCGAGAAGGCACACAAUGCUGAUCUUCAUUGCGUAGAUUGGAACUCUCACGAUGAGAAUUAUAUUCUAACUGGGUCUGCUGAUAAUACAGUUUGCAUGUUUGACCGCCGUAAUAUAACAGCCAAUGGAAUAGGAUCUCCUGUUCAUAAAUUUGCAGGUCACAAAGCAGCUGUUCUUUGUGUCCAGUGGUCACCUGACAAAUGCUCUGUAUUUGGGAGCUCGGCAGAAGAUGGCUUGCUAAAUAUCUGGGACUAUGAGAAGGUUGGUCAGAAGAAGGACACAGGGUCGAAAACCCCUGGUACUCCAGCAGGGUUGUUUUUCCAACAUGCUGGGCACAGGGAUAAGGUUGUUGACUUCCACUGGAAUGCUCAUGAUCCAUGGACGAUUGUUAGCGUAUCUGAUGAUGGGGAAUUCUCCGGUGGGGGUGGUACUCUGCAGAUGUGGCGUAUGACUGAUCUUCUGUACCGUCCCAAAGAUGAAGUUCUGACCGAGCUUCAGAAAUUCAAAGACCAUGUGAUAGAGUGCUCCAAGACUUCUUGAUGUAGUCGUGGUUCAGGUUAUGAUGAUGUAGUUUUUUUCAUGAAUGUUGUGUUGUAUUUUGCAGAACUUGAUUGGAUGGGCGUAGGAACAAAUCUCACCCUAAAUGUUGGUUGGUUUAGGUGCUACUGUGGAUGUUAAGUAGGGUUUAAUUGAAUUAAUCUACUUUUGAGACAUCAUUCUGUUGAAUAUUUAUAAGUGAAGUGGAUUAGUGGAUUUGUGUUAUUA
This is a messenger RNA of Salvia splendens (bonfire salvia), 1793 nucleotides long. RefSeq names its product WD-40 repeat-containing protein MSI4. The record is from RefSeq and is a predicted model, not a curated record. The coding region runs from base 81 to 1568 and encodes 495 amino acids. NCBI's taxonomy places the organism in Eukaryota, Viridiplantae, Streptophyta, Magnoliopsida, Lamiales, Lamiaceae. Gene Ontology annotation, molecular function: protein binding. The transcript is spliced from 15 exons.